Molecule: messenger RNA, 8982 nt
Organism: Pygocentrus nattereri (red-bellied piranha)
Lineage: Eukaryota; Metazoa; Chordata; Actinopteri; Characiformes; Serrasalmidae
Gene: nipblb
Product: NIPBL cohesin loading factor b
Exons: 47
Coding region: 482-8512 (2676 amino acids)
Biological process (GO): embryonic viscerocranium morphogenesis; digestive tract development; replication-born double-strand break repair via sister chromatid exchange
Cellular component (GO): Scc2-Scc4 cohesin loading complex
Molecular function (GO): chromatin binding
Source: RefSeq, a predicted model, not a curated record
CGGUCGGCAUUUUGUUCUGCCAGAGAAGGGGGGAGAGUGUCUGAGUGGAUCCUUUUAUCACCGCGUCAGUAGUCUUUCAGGGUUUUCGCUUUUUCUUCCCCCCCUCCACCGCACUAAAUAUUCCCUGAAAAUAGUUUCUUAUACACACAACACUCUACAGUCCGCGCUGGCUGGAGCAGGACCGGCGAAAAGCAGCAGCGAUCGCGGGGAAUGUUUACCUCCCUCCAGCCUUCAUGUUUGCAGUGAGAAGGAAGAAGAGCGAACCCUCCCGACCCGGAUUAUUGUUGUUAUAUUACUCGGAGGAGCUGUGAACGGAGAGGGGAGCUAGAGACACUCGUUUUUUUUGCUACCAUUUCUUUCUUUCUUUUUUUCGAAAAAACAACAUCAAGUCCUGAGAAGAAGGGAGAUGUGAAGGCUGGUUGGAGAGCAGAGACUUUGAGCAUCCUGUGCAUCGACACGACCCCCCACCCCCAUCUUCAGCAUGAAUGGGGAUAUGCCUCAUGUUCCCAUUACCACUCUUGCUGGGAUUGCUAGCCUCACUGACUUGUUAAACCAGCUGCCCUUGCCUUCCCCUCUCCCUGCCACCACCACUAAGAGCCUGCUGUAUAAUGGGAGGAUUGCCGAGGAGGUCAACUGUCUCUUGGCCCGCAGGGAUGACAACCUUGUCUCCCAGCUGGCCCACAGCCUCAACCAGGUCUCCACCGAGCACAUAGAGUUGAAGGACAACCUGGGCAGUGAUGACCCGGAGGGAGACAUGCCGGUGCUGCUGCAGACAGUGCUGUCCAGGAACCCCAACAUCUUCAGGGAGAAAAGUAUAAUGCAACAGCCAAUGAUGCCGCCAUAUAAGAUGUCUCACAAUUCCAUGCAUGGAAGCCCGGCAUCCACAAACUACCAGCAAACCACUGUUACUCCCAGCCCUCCUAGCCGCUUUGUUCAGCCUCAGACGGGCUCUGGGGCCAGGUUCAUGCCCCAGCAGAACAGCCCCGUGCCCAGCCCCUACGCUCCACAGAGCCCUGCUGGCUACAUGCAGUACCCUCACCCUCCCAGCUACUCCCAGCACCAACAGAUUCAACAAGUGUCUGUUGCUAGUCCCAUGGUUCCUGGUGGUAUGAGGAACAUCCACGACAAUAAGGUCUCGGGGCAAAUGUCAAGCAAUUCGGCCAACCACAAUGCACGGCAUUGCUCCAAUGAAGAGUACAUGAACAUCGUCCACAGACUGGGAAGUGAGGAGAGUGAUCCUUCUAUGAGAAACGCAUCCUUCCCUCUCCGAUCACCCCAAUCAGUAUGCUCACCUGCUGGAAGUGAAGGGACUCCGAAAGUUGGAUCGCGGCCACCUCUCAUUCUUCAGUCUCCGCCCCCGUAUACCUCACCGCGGGAUGCUGCUCCUGACCUUCUCAUGGACUCACCCGACCGGAAAAAGAAGCAAAAGAAAAUGAUUAAGGAGGAAGGAGACAAGGGCGCCAUGUACGAUAUUGUCAGCUCUCCCUCCAAGGACUCCACCAAGCUCACACUGAAGCUGUCACGGGUCAAGUCAUCUGAGACAGACCAGUCGGCCGAGCUCAUGCCCAGUGUGGAGCACAGCUCAGACGCUGAGAAUGAACUGCCCUGCAACAGUCUACCAUACCCUAGGAACCCCCAGGAGCGGCUGGCUGGAGGCCAGUGCCUCCCGGAGCAGUCAGGCUACCAGCAAGUCCCAGUGCUGCAGAACAUGGGGGCGCUCCCAUCAAAGCAACCCGGGGGAGUCAGCGGGACACCCUAUGAUGAGGCCGAGAUGGACGCCCUGGCAGAAAUCGAGAGGAUAGAGCGAGAGUCGGCCAUUGAGCGGGAGCGUGGCUCCAAGGAGGUCCAGGAUAAAGACAAACCUCUGAAGAAGCGAAAGCAGGAUUCGUACCCUCAGGAGCCUGGCGCUGGUGGCACUGCAGGAGCUACAGGAGGUCCUACAGUGGGUGGUGGCGGCAGUGCUGGGAACAAAUUGGCACCUCAGGAGGCUAGUGCUGCCAGCAAUGGGGCUAACAGACCAGCCCUGAUGGUCAGUAUAGACCUGCAACAGGCAGGCAGGGCAGAGGGGCAACUAGACUCCUGCCCCACACCUGACCUGGAGGCCCAGCGCUGGCCUGAAGAUGGCUCUGACUCAGCUGGGGUCCUACGGCUCAAGUCAAAAACAGAUGGAGAAGUGCAGAGGACAGUAGACAGUCGGCCCGAUGUCAUCAAGCAGCGGGCAGAAACGCCACAAAAACUGGCUUCAGAUGGCCGUCCAGAGACACCAAAACAUAAGCAUGAUAGUCGACGGGACUCCACGGGCAAGACACAGGGCUCAGACAAACGGUCAGAUACGUCAAAACACAGACAUGAUGGCAAGGUCCGGUCUGAGGGACGGGGCACAGAGACACCACGGAAACACGAUAAUCGCUCUGAGGUUUCCCGCGACAGCCAUAAAGAAGAAAAACACAAAGACAGGGACAGGGACCGGGACCGGGACCGUGAGAAGGACCGAGACCGGGACCGUGAGAGGGACAGGGACCGUGACAACGAUGGCUCCAAAACUCGUAGGCCAGACACACCGAAAAGUAAGGCAGAACACGACAGACAGGGGCGUGACAAAGACCGGGAGCGGGAUAGGGACCGGGAGAACCGAAAGCACCGGCCUGAGUCAAGAGAACACAGGGACAAGCGCUCUCCUGAGCACCGCCCCCGGCCUGACAGUCCGCGGGUGAAACAGGAGAGUCGAGGAGGAUCAGACUCGGGCCGACACCGCUCUGAACGGCCUGACCAAAAAUCCCAUAACAGCAAAGAAGAGAGACGGAGCUCGGAUGGCAGCCGUAACCGUUCUGAUGGGGCCAAGCAGCCCUCCACUGAUAUCAAGACUAGCGAGUUCCCUGAUUACUUGCUGGGCGGUAAGUCUGGCGCACUGAAGAACUUUAUUAUUCCCAAGCUAAAGCGCGAUAAAGAUGUGAAUGUACCAGCGGCGGCAGAAGCACGACGGCCUGGAGAGAGCUGGGGCCAGCCACGAGUUAAGCUGGAGAGACUGGGUCUGGUGGAGGACAUCAGCAAACGGCCCAAGCCUGUUGUAGUCCUGCAGAAGUUGUCCAUUGACGAGGUGCAGAAGAUCAUCAAGGACAGGAACUCUCGCAGCUCCAAAUCCAGCAAGAACAGGCCUGGCUAUGGGAAGUCUUCCAAAGGGGGGAUUGAUGAGUCGGUGCUCAAGGAGCUUCCUCCUCAUCUGCUUGCAGAAAUCGAGUCCACUAUGCCUCUGUGUGAGAGGGUGAAGAUGAACAAGCGCAAACGCAGUACGGCCAACGAGAAGCCCAAGUACGCUGAGGUCAGCUCCGACGACGACAGCGAAUCUGUGGAGUCGGCCCCGAAACGCUCUAAGAAGGACCGCGAUCGGGCCUGGGAGUAUGAGGAGAAGGACCGGAGGGGUUCUGGAGAGCGCAGGCGAAGUGGCCACCAUGAUGGUCGCAGAGGCUCAGGCAGCCGAUACAGAGACCGCAGUCCAGAUGACUCUGAAGAUGAAACGCCCCCUCCCAGCAUGAUUGAGAUUGCCAAAAAGAUGAAGAAGGAGAAGCAGAAAAAGAGGAAAGCAUAUGAGCCGAAGCUAACUCCAGAAGAAAUGAUGGACUCCUCAACGUUUAAGAGGUUCUCAGCAAGUGUGGACAACAUUUUAGAAAACUUGGAGGAUAUUGACUUAUCUCUAGCCGCAGACGAGGAUGAGAUCCCUCAGGAGUUGCUCCUUGGGAAACACCAGCUGAAUGAGCUAGGCAGCGAGUCAGCGAAAAUCAAAGCCAUGGGCAUCACAUAUAGGAUUCCAUCUGACAAGCUUGUGAAGGUGCUGAGCAUACUGGAGAAAAACAUUCAGGAUGGAGCCAAGCUCUCCACACAUAUGAACCAUGACAAUGAUGCAGAGGACGAGGAGCGCUUGUGGCGUGACCUUAUCAUGGAGCGGGUGACCAAAUCAGCCGAUGCCUGUCUGACUGCUCUGAACAUCAUGACCUCGCCACAUAUGCCCAAGGCGGUCUACAUUGAGGAUGUGAUUGAGAGGGUACUACAAUACACCAAGUUCCACCUGCAGAACACCCUCUACCCCCAGUAUGAUCCUGUCUACAGAGUGGACCCUCAUGGAGGUGGGAUGUUGAGCUCGAAAGCCAAACGAGCCAAGUGCUCCACGCACAAGCAAAGAGUGAUCGUCAUGCUCUACAACAAGGUGUGUGACAUCGUCAGCAACAUCUCAGAGCUGCUGGAGAUCCAGCUUCUGACUGACACUACAAUCCUGCAGGUCUCUUCUAUGGGAAUCACACCGUUCUUUGUGGAGAAUGUCAGUGAGCUGCAGCUCUGUGCCAUUAAGCUAGUUACUGCUGUCUUUUCCCGGUAUGAGAAGCACAGGCAGCUAAUUCUGGAGGAGAUCUUUACCUCCCUUGCCAGGCUGCCCACCAGCAAGAGGAGCUUAAGAAACUUCAGGUUGAACAGCAGUGAUGUUGAUGGUGAGCCCAUGUACAUCCAGAUGGUGACAGCUUUGGUGCUUCAGCUCAUUCAGUGUGUGGUACAUUUGCCUACUGACAAGGACAACACAGAUGAUGAGUACGACAAAAAAGUGGACCAGGAUGUCCUCAUUACAAACUCGUAUGAGACUGCAAUGAGGACGGCGCAGAACUUCCUAUCAGUUUUCCUCAAAAAGUGUGGUAGCAAACAGGGUGAGGAGGACUACCGGCCUCUCUUUGAAAACUUUGUGCAGGACCUCCUCUCAACAGUCAACAAGCCUGAGUGGCCUGCUGCUGAACUGCUCCUUAGUCUCCUCGGCCGGUUGCUAGUGCACCAGUUCAGUAACAAGCAGACAGAGAUGGCACUAAGAGUAGCUUCCUUGGAUUACUUGGGCACAGUUGCUGCUCGGCUGAGGAAGGACGCAGUCACCAGUAAGAUGGAUCAGCGCUCCAUAGACCGCAUCCUCAAAGAGGCAUCUGGCAAUGAUGAAACCCAGCAACUGCAGAAGGCCCUGUUGGACUACCUGGAUGAAAAUGUGGAGACUGACCCCUCUCUUUUGUUUGCAAGGAAGUUCUACAUAGCUCAGUGGUUCAGGGACACCACGACAGAAACCGAGAAGGCCAUGAAGUCCCAGAAUCAGAAGGAAGACGACUCGUCAGAGGGCCAGCACCAUGCCAAGGAUGUUGAGAGUACAGGCGAGAUUAUGCAGAGAGCUGAGGCACGCAAGAAGUUUUUGCGGUCCAUAAUCAAGACUCUUCCCUCACAGUUCAGCACACUAAAAAUGAACUCUGAUGCAGUGGACUAUGAUGAUGCCUGUUUAAUUGUGCGAUAUUUGGCCUCUAUGAGGCCGUUUGCACAGAGCUUUGAUAUUUAUUUAACGCAGAUCUUGAGAGUGCUGGGAGAGAGUGCUAUAGCUGUGAGAACGAAAGCGAUGAAGUGUCUGUCUGAAGUGGUAGCUGUGGACCCCAGCAUUCUGGCCAGGUUGGACAUGCAGCGUGGAGUCCACGGGCGGCUGAUGGAUAAUUCCACAAGUGUGCGGGAGGCUGCUGUAGAGCUGCUUGGACGAUUUGUGCUAAGUCGUCCCCAGCUGACUGAGCAGUACUACGACAUGCUUAUUGAGAGAAUACUGGACACGGGCAUUAGUGUGAGGAAGAGGGUGAUCAAAAUCUUGCGAGACAUCUGUCUGGAGCAGCCCACCUUCAACAAGAUCACUGAGAUGUGUGUAAAGAUGAUCAGAAGGGUCAAUGAUGAAGAAGGCAUUAAGAAACUGGUGAAUGAAACAUUCCAGAAGCUCUGGUUCACCCCAACUCCAAACCAUGAUAAAGAAGCCAUGACCAGGAAGAUCCUUAAUAUCACUGAUGUGGUAUCUGCAUGCAGGGAUUCUGGUUAUGACUGGUUUGAACAGCUGCUUCAGAAUCUGCUGAAGUCGGAGGAAGACGCCUCCUACAAGCCGGCCAGAAAGGCCUGCGCUCAGCUCGUCGACAAUCUAGUGGAGCACAUCCUCAAAUAUGAAGAGUCUCCCGAUGACUGUGAGAAUAAGGGGGGAAACUCAAAUCGCUUGGUGGCUUGCAUCACCACGUUAUACCUUUUCAGCAAAAUCCGAGCGCAGCUGAUGGUGAAACAUGCCAUGACCAUGCAGCCCUAUCUAACCACCAAGUGCAAUAACCAGAAUGAUUUCAUGGUGAUUUGUAAUGUGGCUAAAAUCUUGGAGCUGGUGGUGCCUCUAAUGGAUCACCCCAGUGAGACCUUUCUCACCACCAUAGAGGAAGACUUGAUGAAGCUCAUCAUCAAAUAUGGCAUGACGGUUGUGCAGCACUGUGUGAGCUGUCUUGGUGCAGUAGUAAACAAGGUCACUCACAACUACAAGUUUGUCUGGGCUUGUUUUAAUCGAUACUAUGGGGCUCUAAACAAACUGAAGACCCAGCAUCAGGAGGACCCGAAUAGCACGAUCCUAGUGUCCAACAAACCUGCAUUGCUCCGCUCCCUCUUUACUGUGGGGGCUUUGUGCAGGCACUUUGACUUUGACCGUGAAGAGUUCAAAGGCAAUAACAAGGUCAUCAUAAAGGACAAAGUGUUGGAGCUCCUUCUCUACUUCACCAAGAAUGAAGACGAGGAGGUCCAGACCAAGGCCAUCAUUGGUUUAGGUUUCCUCUUUAUCCAGCACCCGGGACUGAUGUUUGUCCCUGAGGUGAAGAGUCUGUACAACGGCCUCCUCUCCGACAGGAAGAAAUCGGUAAACCUGAAGAUCCAGGUGCUGAAGAAUCUGCAGACGUACCUGCAGGAGGAGGACUCUCGUAUGCAAGAGGCUGACCGAGAGUGGAAGAAGCUGUCCAAGCAAGAAGACCUCAAAGAGAUGGGAGACAUCUCCUCAGGCAUGAGUAGCUCCAUCAUGCAGCUGUACUUGAAGCAGGUACUGGAGGCCUUCUUCCACACGCAGUCCAGCGUGCGACACUUUGCCCUCAACGUCAUCGCCCUUACGCUCAACCAGGGCCUCAUUCAUCCUGUACAGUGUGUACCCUAUUUGAUUGCCAUGGGGACAGACCCAGAGCCUACAAUGAGGAAUAAAGCAGACCAGCAGCUGGUGGAAAUUGAUAAGAAGUAUACAGGAUUCAUUCAUAUGAAGGCUGUGGCAGGGAUGAAGAUGUCCUACCAGGUGCAGCAGGCCAUCUUGGCAUCUCAGGACACCCUCAUCAGAGGUUUCCGUCAGGACGAGGCCGGUACAGCCCUUUGUUCCCAUCUCUUUACAAUGGUGCGAGGAAACCGACAGCACCGACGAGCCUUCCUCAUCUCCUUGCUCAACCUGUUCGAUGACAGUGCGAAGACGGAGGUGAACAUGCUGCUGUUCAUCGCUGACAACCUGGCAUAUUUCCCCUACCAGACCCAAGAAGAGCCUCUCUUCAUCAUGCACCACAUCGACAUCACGCUGUCUGUGUCUGGCAGCAACUUGCUGCAGUCUUUCAAAGAGUCUUUGCUAAAGGAGCCAAGACAGCGGGAAAGGAAGAAAAAGAAGGUGCGAGAAAAGAAAUACAGUUCAGAGGAGGAAGAUGAGGACGAAGAGGAGCAUUCAAGCAGCAGGGAAAGCAGCAGCAGCGAUGAAGAGGUUGUUCGCAGGGCCAAGAAACCCAAGCGGGCCACGACUACAGUAAACUCUGAUUCUGACACGGACCUGGACGUUGAGGACGUGGAUAAAGUUAUGGACCGUCUCCCAGACAACCCCCUCCCUCUGCUGGAUUUUGCGAAUGCCUCUCAGGGCAUCCUGCUUUUGUUAGUGCUCAAGCAGCACCUGAAGAACCUCUAUGGCUUCUCAGAUAGCAAAAUCCAGAAGUACUCUCCCACGGAGUCAGCGAAAGUGUAUGACAAGGCUGUAAACAGAAAAAACAACGUGCAUUUCAGUCCAAGGCAGACGAUAGACUUCCUGACCAACAGUCUAUCCAACACCGAACUCACCUAUGACAUCAAGAGGAAGAUAGUCAAGCAAUAUUUGGACUUUAAGGUACUGAUGGAGCACUUGGACCCAGAUGAGGAGGAUGAGGAAGGCGAGGCAUCGGCUAGCGCCCACGCCAGAAACAAAGCCAUCACUGCUCUUCUGGGAGGCUCCAGCCCGAAGAACAACGCUGCUGACUCUUACGAUGAAGAGAGCGAUGGAGAUGAGAAGGCGCCUGGAUCAUCACGGCGAACCAGACGAGGUGGUGGCGGCGACUCUGCAGAGGCAUCAGGUCAAAUGAGCGAAACGGUAGAAGCCAUGGACGUCAUCGCUAUCUGCUGCCCAAAGUACAAGGACCGGCCGCAGAUAGCUCGCGUCAUCCAGAAGACGAGCAACGGUUACAGCGUGCACUGGAUGGCCGGCUCCUACUCCGGCACUUGGGCCGAGGCCAAGAAACGGGACGGACGCAAACUGGUGCCUUGGGUGGACACUAUCAAGGAGUCGGACAUCAUUUACAAGAAAAUCGCCUUGACGAGUGCGCACAAGCUGACUAAUAAAAUGGUGCAGACUUUACGUUCACUGUACGCAGCCAAGGAGGGGACUUCCAGCUAAUUAAACUACAGUUACUCCUACGUGAACUCUCAGAAGCCAAACUUUAUUGGGAUCCAACAUUUUCUAAACCCAGACAGUAAAGAAAAGAAUACUACAGACUCACGAAACCAUGAGCUUCACUUUUGUGAUGAAAAGUUCACGGAGAGAGGGAGGAGGGGAGGGAAAGCAUUUUAAACGCGCCAGGACCUGCAGGAGAGAAUACUGGACACAUUUUAAGUUAAACAGGACAAACGCAUACAGAAGGAAAUGUUUGGAAAACAUUGUGUGGGAGCUCCUUCGCUGUUGUGCAGCAACUCGGUUGUGUGAUUUUUACUCCCACUGUAUCAUAGUUUAACAAAAAAAAACAACAAACGAAAACAAAAAUGUUUAUAUCUCUGACAAAAAAAUCUGUUUAAAAAAAUAAACUUAAAGUGAAUGUUGGAAAUUAGUCUGUUGAUGUUCUUAAUAAAGUGUUCUUGGAGUUAAACCUA